This is a messenger RNA of Ochotona curzoniae (black-lipped pika), 4018 nucleotides long. It is a transcript of the gene DGCR2, whose product is annotated as DiGeorge syndrome critical region gene 2. NCBI's taxonomy places the organism in Eukaryota, Metazoa, Chordata, Mammalia, Lagomorpha, Ochotonidae. The transcript is spliced from 10 exons. Gene Ontology annotation, molecular function: protein binding. Bases 231 to 1880 code for a protein of 549 amino acids. The record is from RefSeq and is a predicted model, not a curated record. Gene Ontology annotation, cellular component: membrane.
GCCGGAGUCGGAGCCCGAGGCUGCGGCCGAGAGUGCACGCGACGCCCUCGGUCCAGCCUCGCCGUGGCUCUCCCCCUUCGGAGUGCUCUCCCAUCGCCUCUCUACGGCCGUCCGCGGCCAGGCCCAUCCCCCUGACCCUCACCCCUCAAGCCCUAAGCCCCUCAGUCCGGCCCGGUCCGGCCUCCCCGCGGGGUCACGCGGCCGUCCGGGGGACGAUGAACGGAGGAUAAAUGGUGCCCAAGGCAGACAGCGGUGCCUUCCUGCUGCUCUUCCUGCUCGUGCUCACCGUCACCGAGCCGCUGCGGCCAGAACUGAGGUGCAACCCUGGGCAGUUUGCCUGUCGCAGCGGUGCCAUCCAGUGCAUCCCCCUGCGGUGGCAGUGUGACGGCAGGGCUACUUGUGAGGAUAAGAGUGACGAAGCCGACUGUCCAGAAGUGAUUGGGGAGGCGCGUCCUUACCAUGGGAAGGAGGCUGUGGAUCCACGGCAGGGGCGGGCCAGAGGAGGCGACGCCACACACUUCCACACAGUGAACGUGGCCCAGCCCGUGCGCUUCAGCAGUUUCCUAGGGAAGUGCCCCACCGGGUGGCACCACUAUGAAGGCACGGCCAGCUGCUACCGUGUCUACCUGAGCGGGGAGAACUACUGGGAUGCCUUGCAGACCUGCCAGCGUGUCAACGGCUCCCUCGCCACCUUCUCCACUGACCAGGAGCUGCGCUUUGUCCUGGCCCAGGAGUGGGACCAGCCUGAACGAAGCUUUGGUUGGAAGGACCAGCGCAAGCUAUGGGUGGGUUACCAGUACGUCAUCACUGGCCGGAACCGCUCCUUAGGUCGCUGGGAGGUGGCGUUCAAAGGGUCCUCGGAGGUGGUCAUGCCGCCAGACUCCAUCUUGUCCUCGGCCCAGUCUGAGAGCGACGGUGUGUUCUGCGCCCAGCUCCAGUGCUUCCACUUCCCCAUCCUGCGGCACCAUGACCUCCACAGCUGGCACGCCGAGAGCUGCUACGAGAAGUCCUCAUUUCUGUGCAAGAGAAGUCAGACGUGUGUGGACAUCAAGGACAAUGUGGUGGACGAAGGCUUCUAUUUCACCCCCAAGGGGGAUGACCCAUGCCUGAGCUGCACCUGCCACAGAGGCGAGCCUGAGAUGUGCGUGGCUGCCCUCUGCGAGCGGCCCCAGGGCUGCCAGCAGUACCGCAAGGACCCCAAGGAGUGCUGCAAGUUCAUGUGUCUGGACCCAGAUGGCAACAGCUUGUUCGACUCCAUGGCCAGUGGGAUGCGCCUGGUUGUCAGCUGCAUCUCCUCCUUCCUCAUCCUCUCGCUGCUGCUUUUCAUGGUUCAUCGGCUGCGCCAGAGGCGUCGGGAGCGCAUCGAGUCCCUGAUUGGAGCAAAUUUGCACCACUUCAACCUCGGCCGGAGGAUCCCUGGUUUUGAUUACGGCCCCGAUGGGCUGGGCACGGGCCUUACCCCGCUGCACCUUUCUGAUGACGGAGAAGGCGGGACGUUCCACUUCCACGACCCUCCGCCUCCCUACACGGCUUACAAGUACCCAGACAUCGACCAGCCAGAUGACCCGCCACCACCCUACGAGGCCUCCAUUAAUCCGGACAGUGUUUUCUACGACCCUGCAGAUGACGACGCCUUCGAGCCCAUGGAGGCCAGCCUGCCUGCCCUGGGGGAUGCCAGUUCUGACGGUAUCAUGCCUCAGCACCUGGAGCAGCCCCUACCCCCGCCAGGAUCCUCCUUGGCAGAUCUGGAAGACUCUGUUGACAGCAGCAGCGCCCUGCUCAUGUCCCCUGCACCUGCUCCAGGUGGGAGCACCCCAGUCUCAGAGGCACUGCCAGUAGGUGGCCAGCACAGCCGUAGCCCCCUCAACACUAUGGUGUAGGUGGCCUGGCCCACAACCCCUGUGGGCUGGGAGCGCCUGUUGGCUAUGAGAAGACACUGACCCCUGUAGGGGCUCAGAGGGACCGCCGUACUGCUGCGCACCCGGCAGGCAUGCGUGUGUACAUAGACCAGGAGCAGCCUUUCUCCGAGGGCAGUGAGCAGCUGCACCAAGUUUCCUUGAGAGCUUCAAACACAGGCACUGCCCUGGCUCACUGUCUCUGAGUGGCAGGAGAAAGAUCAGGUGGGUUCAGAUCACAGGGGCCGAGGUGCAGAACUAAAAAGGUACUGUUUGAGGCCGUGGCCAAGACACACACAUCCUUGGUGGAAUUGGGACUUAUGGGCUGUGGUGCCACCCCAGGAAAUUGUCCCCCCCAGCUGCUCCUGUACCUGGAGUGGACAGGGCGUGGGGCUGGCACUAACACCUGUCAGCAUUAUGGAGGGGUGGAUUGUCCAUCUUUUGAGAUUGCUACAGUGCCCCCUCGGGGCCAGCUGUGAGAGAAGGGGAGCUUGGGAGGAGGUUCAAUUCUGCCCUCUCUCCAGCCCUGCCAAGCCAGCUCCAGGGCAGGAGGCAGAGCCCACCCCGAGAUCUCUUCGUGACAUUGCAGUGCAUGGCUCCCCAGGCUGUGGAGGUGACUGGGGCCUGGGGGGACUAAGCCAGCCAUGCUCCUGAGCCUUGGGUCUCCACCCUAUAUUAUACUUCCCUGGGUCUAUCUGCUGUCUCCACCCUACCACCUUUUUGUGCCAUAAAAGGGUGUUUCCGGGGGUUGGGGGAGUGGCUGAAACCAACACCCCAGGCUGUGUCCAUCUCCCAAGAGCCCAUUUCCUGCACCACCACCUCUGGAGCCUGUGCUGCAUGCCCACCUCCUUGGCAGCUCUUGCAGUUGGGGAGGCCUUUUGCCCUGGGACUGGGGGGCCAGGGACCCUCCACACUGUCCUGUCCCGGGCCGUGGCCUUGUGUCCUGACAUAGACCUUUAGCAUUUCUGAGGUUUGGAGAUGAAGCGGGUUCUGUGCGAUUUUCAGCACAUCCAUAUCUUUUCUAUGUUGACUGUCUGGGUUGUUAUUUUUGUCUGUGUGUGUGAGAGAGAGUGAGUGAGUGAGUGAGUGUGUGUGUGUGUGUGUGUGUGUCCAAACCUUUGCAGGUGGGGCUGGUACGCAGGGACUUGGGAGGUGAGCUGUGAGGAGUGACCAGAGUAUGGGCUGGGCGUGCCUUGCGACAACAGACCUCUGUGCACUGCGCCUUCUAGCACAUUCUCACGCUCUGGUUGGAGACCCAUUUUGUCCUCCUGGUGUUGGAAGGGCGGGUGAGUGGCUCUGCAGACCUGCCCUUUGUCCCUGAGCUGGCCGCAGAUCUGGAUUUCUCACUGGCUCAACCCACAGGCCCUUCUGGAGAGCUGCUGCUUCCCUGAGAGUCGUUCUCGCUUCUUGGCCCUUUGGCUAAGAUCAGGUGAGAAUCGUCAUGGCUGUGAGGAUGGAGGAAAUGGCCGUGUUCCCAGUGAGACCAGCCUGGCACAGCAUCUCCCAGGCCACAGAACCUACGGACAGGGCAGGGCAAUGGGCACGUGGUGUGUGGGAUUGAGAAACUUCCUCUGGGGCCAGAGGGCAGGCAUGUGGCAGGGGUUGAAGAAGGACGAGGAUUCAGAAAACACUAGGACUGCAGUGGGGGGUGCUUGCUCAGGACCCCAACUGUGGGUGCCCCUCAUCAGGCCGCCCGGCUGUAUCCCAGUCUGGCACCCUGAUCUGCCUGUAGUGUCUUGUGACUGCCCGCUGUGAGGGGAGCCAGGAGAGCUGAGAUCUGCCCAUCCACUUUCAUUCUGCAUCAGCCCACUUGGGCUUGGUCUGCGAGCCAGUGUUCCAGCUCACUUCAGGGAGGUGCUUCCCCAGGCCCCCCAUACUGGGCCCAGUGGGACCUCCUCCCCCAGGUCCUCUGCCACUGCUUGUGGGGAGACCAGAUGCCUGCUGGCCUGCCCGGCAGAGGUGGAAUUUGAUACUGUACAUUGUCUCAAUGCCUGUUUUUAUGUUUUCCUUUCACUAAGGGUUUUUAGUUUGGGUUUAUUUUUGAUUGGGUUGGCACUAAUCCAUUUCUUAAAAUGCUGUGAGAACCAUUACAUCCAAAUGCCAAAUAAACUUGUGUUCUGGAA